Messenger RNA from Epithele typhae, 3705 nucleotides. RefSeq names its product ribosomal RNA-processing protein 12. The coding region runs from base 1 to 3705 and encodes 1234 amino acids. Lineage: Eukaryota; Fungi; Basidiomycota; Agaricomycetes; Polyporales; Epitheliaceae. The record is from RefSeq and is a predicted model, not a curated record. The transcript has 12 exons.
AUGGCCGACAGCGUCGAGUCUGUCCUCGCCAAAAUCCGGCCUCACACCACUUCCUCUCUUGCACAUCAAAAGGCCCCCGCAACUCUCCUCCGAGCCAUCGAGGCCACUUUCCGCGAGCAGAAUACAAUCUUCCCGGGCGUCUGGUCCUGCUCUGGUGAAGGCGAUAUCCUCCCUUCGGUCCUCUAUCUACUCGCUGCCGUCGCGCAAUACGUUCCCCAACCGGUCAUCCUCUCGCACCUCACCACCAUCGUCUCCUUGACAUCCCCUCUGUUUCCCUCAUUAUCUGCCCAUGCGCCACCCCUCCGCUCUCAACUCACUCUCUAUGGCGCCAUCUUCCUUGCUCUCGAUCGCUCUCACCUUGAGACUCAGGGUCUCCGCCAGGCUUUCAUGACCAUCGUGCAACUCUGUCUCGACCCACGUCCCAAGGUCCGGAAGAAAGCAGCUGAGAUUGUCAAGGAUGUUCUUUCCUCGCCUCCACUUCCGCUUUCGAAACACCCUUACGCGUCCAGGGUUGCAGAAUGGGUCCAGGCAGCACUCGCGGAGCUCGGUGCGGGUGGGCUGCCCAAGUUCAAGGGCAAGAAGGCUGAGAACGAGGGAUCAGAAGCGGCUAUCUAUUUGCUCGCAUUCCUACGCCCCGUCCUCCCUACUCUUCCCGCCGAGUCCUUCUCGGCCAUCACGUCCUCUAUGCUCCUCCUUCCCCGUCUCGGGAACCCUUAUUUGUCCCAGUCAGCAUAUUCCAUCCUUUCCGACCUUCUUGCGCUUUCGACGGAGGACCCGACUGUGGAUUUGCAGUCCCAUAUGUCCGACUUACUCAAAGUCAUCCUCUCUUCCCCGCCCCUUCGAAGCGACUCCGCCCUUACCUCGGCAUGGGCUGGAGUGCUUGGAAGCACCAUGCUCGCUUACUACCAUGCCAACCCAGAAGAAUGCUCUCCAGAGGUACACAAGGUCUGGAAAGCGCUCUGGAACCUGCUAGACUCUUCGGAUACGUCGACGCGCAAGGCAGCUGCCGACGCCCUCUCCACUCUCAGUCGCUGCUUCACUCCAUCUCUCAUUACCGCCGCUGUCAAAGAGAGGGACUCUUCGGAACCGAAGUCUGCCAUUGGCAAGAUCGUUGCGCAGACGGCCAAAGCUCUCGAUUCGCUUCCUUACGCCUCCGCUAUCCCAGGGAUAUUCGCGGUCUCAACUGCACUUAUGGAGAACCUACGCUACCGUGGUGGGUCUAAGGACCACGCUACGGCAGCAGAGCAGCUCCUAGUCCCACUCAUCGAGAAGGCGUCCGAAUUGCGAGUUCAGAAAACCUUUGAACAUAAGGAAGCGGCGGACGCGUUCCUCAGCGCAGCGAUGCGUGUGCUUGGGCCUGAAGUGCUUUUGCGACUGCUUCCCCUGAACCUGGAAGCAGCAGAUAGGCAAGCCGGUCGCGAACCUCGGGCUUUCUUGCUUCCUUUGCUUGCCCAGCCUCAUCCCUCCCCCCUCGGCCACUUCCUGUCUUAUUUUGUGCCUUUAACGGAACGAAUGUUCGAUCUCCAAACCACGGCGGACGCUGAAGGACGUCAAUCGGAGGCAAAGGUUUGGAGUGUGCUCGUCGAACAAAUAUGGGUUGGUCUCCCGGGGUACUGCUGGGCUCCUGCAGAUCUCGAGAAGUCGUUGAAUGCGCAAUUUGCUCAAUUGCUGUCUCAGCUGCUAUAUGGACAACCCGAGCUGCGCCCUGCGGUUCUCCGCGCUCUCAAGAUACUGGUCGAGUCUAACGUCGCACUCGCCAGCGAGGACCCGGAUAAGAUCGCCAGGCUUCCUCAGUCUGUCCGAGCGGAUCAUAUCUCGACUGAGCAAGCGCAAGAGAACGUGGCGUUCCUUCGUGCCCAGUGCGACAGCUGGCUCGCUGUCCUCUUCAACGUGUUCGGCAGCGUUGGGCGGGAUAACCAGCGCAUGGUUGGCGAUGUAGUUGGCGCAUGGAUUUCGAUUGCGGAUGCCAAAGCAGUCACCCAAGCGUACCAAAAGCUUGUUGCGCUGUUCAAACAGAACCUUGCCAAAGCACAGACAAGUGCGUCUGGGAAGGGCCCUGCGUCAGACAGCAUGGUCGUCGUCACCCAAGACUUGCUGCUCCUUGUCAUCCCUUACCUCUCGUCUGAAGACGCGACGGCAUUGUUCGACAUGUGUCUCUCCUCCGAAGUCCUAGAGAGCAAGGAAACGAUCCUCGCCCGCCUCGUCGAGAGCGAGAAAGUCGCCGCCGACGCCGCCGCCGUGUUCCAGAAGCUCGAAGGACUAGUGGACGGUCUCGCUGCCGCAGCGAAGAAGGACCGCAUGCUCCUGUUCACCGCGCUUGUCCGCGUUAUCCCCACCGAGUCGCUGCAUCUCAUUCCGACCGUCAUCCCCGAGGCCGUGCUAGGCACCAAGGAGCCGUCCGAAAAGGCGCGCAACGCCGCUUUCGAUCUCGUUGUGGCGAUGGGCAAGAAGAUGCAGGCCGGAGGAACUGUCAAACGACAGAUGCUCGAAGACAUGGACGAAGACGGCGCGGACGAUGCGACUGCCAACGUCGAGGAGUACCUCACAAUGGUUGCGGGUGGAUUGGCCGGUGCUUCACCGCACAUGAUCAGUGCCACGGUGACCGCACUGUCCCGUCUCGUGUUCGAGUUCAAGGAUUCCAUCUCCGCCAACAUGACGUCGGAGAUAUUCAGCACCCUGCUGGUCUUCCUCACGUCCGCCAACCGCGAGAUUGUGAAGUCCGUCCUCGGCUUUGUCAAGCUCGCAAUCCACACGAUAUCCCCCAAUCUUUUGCGCCCGUACCUCAAAGAUCUCGUACCGGCCCUUCUCCGGUGGUCCCACGACCACAAGAACCACUUCAAGGCGAAGGUCCGCCACAUCUUCGAGCGCAUGAUCAGACGCUUCGGGUGGGAAGACGUGUACUCGUUCGCCCAGGAAGAGGAGGCGCGGAAGGUCCUUCUCAACAUCAAGAAGCGGAAAGACAGAGCGAAGAAGAAGCGCGCCCAAGGCGCCGACGAUGACGACGAGGUGCCGCGUGCCAAGCCCGCGGCCGGCGACGCGUUCGAGGACGUCCUGUAUGGCAGCGAGAGCGAGAUCGACGAAAGCGACGACGAAGGCGCGCCGGCGCCGGGCGCAGGGAAGCCCAAGCGGAGAGACGACAAGGCGGGCGCGCGACUCCGCGUGGACGACGACGAGCCCAUGGAUCUGCUCUCCGGCGCGGCGACCCAUGUCACCACCGCGAGCCACAAGCGCAAAAAGCCCGGCCAAGACGCCGCGCGGUUCAAGACCGACGACGACACCGGCAAGAUGGUCAUCGACGGCUCCGACGACGAAGGCGCCGCGGCGACGGCGGACGCGGAGGAUGCGAAGAUGCGGGUCGAGGGCGAUGCGUACCGCGAGGGCCUCACGUCCGUCGACGGCUUCCGGCGGGGCGUGACGGGCAAGGUCAAGUUUAACAAGGACACGAAGAAGCGGCGGCGCGAGGCCGACGACGCGGAGGCGGACGUCGAAAUGGCGGACGCGGACGCGCAGGCGGGCAAGACGGCAGGCAAGAAGCCUUCUGCACGACAGAAACAGGAGCCGAAGUUCGGACACGAGUUCAAGGCGAAGAAAGCGGGAGGGGAUGUCAAAAAGGGCGGGGUGGACCCGUACGCGUACAUGUCGCUCUCGCAGGCUGCGAGCAAAAAGAACCGGGGGCAGCGGAUUGGUAUCGCAGGGAAGCGCUGA